AUGGAUCCAAGCCAUGAGGAAUUGAAAAUUGGUAUUAAGACAAUUAUUCGGAAUUAUCUCCGGUUUUAUCCUUCAAGUGGAAAGGGUUUUACUGUAAAUGUUGAUAUUUUCGUUAGUGAUGAAGCUAGGCUUGAAAAGGUUUUGAAGGAUGCUGCCAUGAAAGAGACUGUUAUUUUAACAACUUUAAAUGACGCAUGGGCAGCUCCAAAUUCUGUGAUUGAUCUCUUCCUAGAGAGCUUUAGAAUUGGGGAUCGCACCCAUAGGCUUUUGAACCAUUUGGUGAUUGUUGCCCUGGAUCAAAAGGCUUUUGCACGUUGUCUGGUUAUACAUACCCAUUGCUUUUCUCUUGUCACUGAAGGAGUAGAUUUUCAUCAGGAGGCAUAUUUUAUGACCCCUGAUUACUUGAAGAUGAUGUGGAGAAGGAUUGAUUUCCUGCGUUCUGUUCUUGAGAUGGGAUACAAUUUUGUUUUCACGGAUGCUGAUAUCAUGUGGUUCAGGGACCCAUUUCCACGGUUUUAUUUGGAUGCAGAUUUCCAGAUAGCAUGUGAUUAUUUUGUAGGUGAUUCUGAUGAUGUACAGAAUAGACCCAAUGGAGGGUUUAACUAUGUAAAGUCAAAUAACCGGUCAAUAGAAUUCUACAAAUUUUGGUACUCUUCGCAUGAAACUUAUCCUGGAUACCAUGAUCAAGAUGUCCUUAAUAUAAUCAAGUUUCAUCCAUUCAUCAUGGAAAUUGGUCUAAAGAUGAAAUUCUUGGACACUGCUUACUUUGGUGGGUUCUGUGAACCUAGCAAAGAUUUGAAUCAAGUUUGUACAAUGCAUGCAAAUUGUUGUUAUGGUCUGAAUAGCAAGGUUAAUGAUCUCAGAAUUAUGCUUCAAGAUUGGAAGCAAUUUUUGUCUUUGCCACCAAGUUUGAAAAGAUUGUCAAUUUUAUCCUGGAGGGUUCCACAAAAUUGCAGUCUUGAUUCUCUCAAGCAUUAUGAUUCCCGGGCCCCGGCCCCGGCCCCAGAGAAGGAUGCUCAAGGAUUGCCAGAGUGACUUGACUUGUAUAUAUAUUUUCCUGAAAAACCUUACCUUGAAUGUGAAUUUGUGAACAUAUCUGAUGUCAAUGUAUCUCGGCGACGUUUCUUGUACAUGUACGGCUGGGUCAAUUGACCUUGCAUUUCUCCACCCCCAAGUAAGAGGAAUUUGGGAAAUAGGUGCAUGCCACACAUCUGAAGAAAUGUCUUUUUGGAAGAGAUGCCAGGAACCAGGAAGGAAAGUGCUACGCCAAAACUACUGGUCUGUUGUGGUUGUGAGAAUUUGAACCUAGUGGAAGUUUCUCUUCACAGUGGUAGGACAAGCUUUGUUCCACAAUGGUUGCACAGGAAGAUCUUUUGGACUAUUUCCACUUCAAUGGGAGACCUUUGGUAAUAAAUAUUUCAUCAUGCGUGUAUGCCAUAAGAGCAUUUCACUUCCCAUUCUUCAAAUCAUUUCUUAGCCAAACUGUAUCUAGUUACUCGUCAUCAGUUUUUGUAAAAUUGCUACACCAUGCGCUGUGGAGAUGAGUUACUGUAGCAUUUUUCAUUUGGUGUUUAUUUAUAAAUUCUAAGAACGCUGUCUGAUUA
Messenger RNA from Quercus robur (English oak), 1604 nucleotides. RefSeq lists its product as uncharacterized. The record is from RefSeq and is a predicted model, not a curated record. Lineage: Eukaryota; Viridiplantae; Streptophyta; Magnoliopsida; Fagales; Fagaceae.